Homalodisca vitripennis (glassy-winged sharpshooter) is the source of this 6827-nucleotide messenger RNA. Its product is annotated as caspase-1-like. The transcript has 8 exons. Lineage: Eukaryota; Metazoa; Arthropoda; Insecta; Hemiptera; Cicadellidae. The record is from RefSeq and is a predicted model, not a curated record. Gene Ontology annotation, biological process: proteolysis. Gene Ontology annotation, molecular function: cysteine-type endopeptidase activity. Bases 369 to 1865 code for a protein of 498 amino acids.
GACGCUUGUUUGCUCUUGGCUGAAUUUGAUCGAGGAAUGUUUGUCAACAAAUCUUGUAUCUAGGUCUUGGGUGUUUUCAAAUAAAAUAUAUAUAAAUAGUGAUGUAAAUUGUUUAAAACUUUCCAUUUUUCAAUUACUUUUCUGUAAUUGUGUAAUUAUUAGUGAAAAUAUUUUUUUAAUAAUGUUCCAAAUGUGCUAAAAAUUAUACAAUUUUAGUAGGAAAGUUUUGUUUGUUUCUUCUAUCUUUUGACUUUUGGCGGCUACAUUUUGCUUUGGUCUGCUGUUGUGUCCAAGGGAUCCUUUCCCAUGCAUGUUGGCGUCCCCUCUGUGUUGUCUUCCGUUAUUUCUUUGAAGUAAUUAAAGCUGCGAUGAUGAACCACACGAGUGCUUCUGACCGAGAUAGCUCCAUGCGGCCAGACAACACUUACGAUCCGAAUGAUCAGAACGUGAAUAGAUUGGAAAGCUUUACAAUGAGUCAGGAAACUACGGAAUACACAGAGUACAAUCCAAAUAUCCUGUUGGAGAACUAUAACGAUAAUGACGCCUACAAUGAUGACGAGGUGUUCGAAGAGUUCCAGGAGACAACUGUGGUGACCGUCCGGGAGCCUCGGAUCCGAAGGAUCUCCGAUGUUAUUGACUCUAUCGGCUGUAGUCCUUCUUCCCCUAUUAGUAAGAAUGGCACGUUUGACUUCACUGAGAAGACAGUCACAGAAACGGAAGAAAGUAGUAUCAGUAUAGUUCGUCGGGAAGAGUUCAAAUAUAUCAACCUCCAGAACCCACCACCAGGACGAGCGUUGCACAGUGUUACUGACAGCAUUCUGUCUCCUCCUACCACUCCCUGCUCAGACGGUGGUUACUGCAGUGGUGCAGGUCUCCAGAGUCCUACCUCCACGCUUGUCUGCAAGCCUAAGUGGUUCCGCUUUAGUUCCUCCAGCUUUGAACUGCCCGCAUCUCCUCCGAAGCUAGACAUGAUGGAUGCCCAGGUCAUGUGUCAGCCCAAAGACGAACAGCCUGUUCCCAUGGAGGCAACCACACCCAGUGUCAGCGAGGGAGGGGGAGGAGUGACUCCUUUGGUCUAUCCCAAGGCCCCAAUGCCAGUGGAAGAAAAACACAGCAUGGAGUACAACACAAGUCAUCCCAAGAUAGGCCACGCAGUGAUUCUCAACCACGAAGAAUUCGCAAUUGAAAAUACUCCAACACGCCAUGGGAGCAAGCUGGAUGCAAACAGGCUCGGCAAAACACUCGCAAGCCUCGGCUUCAGCGUGGAUAUACACCACGACCUUGACUCUGAGAAGAUCAGGUCCAAAAUCAAGGAUUUGGCAGAACUGGAUCACUCGGACUGUGACUGUGUGUUAGUGGCAGUACUGAGCCACGGGAUGGGCACAAGCUACAUCUUGGCUCGUGAUUACCCCUACCCUGUCGACAUGCUGUGGUCCCCAUUCACCCCUGACCGCUGCCCCACCUUGGCGGGCAAGCCAAAGAUUUUUCUUAUCCAGGCUUGCCGGGGAGAAAAAUUGGAUGGAGGUGUCCAGCUGGUGAGGAGAAGUCAGGUGGAUAGUGAUUCAGGACAGACCUACAAGAUACCUGCCAUGGCUGACUUCCUUAUUGCCUACAGCACUGCUGAAGGUUUCUAUUCUUGGCGUAAUCCCCAAAAGGGCACCUGGUUCAUACAAAGUCUAUGUGAUGUGCUGGAGCAGGAAGCGAACUCUCAUGAUCUGUAUACUCUACUGUUGAUGGUGGCACAGAAAGUUGCUCUGGAUUACGAGAGCUUUAGUGAUCUAUAUCCCUGGCAGCAUCAGCAGAAGCAGGUGCCCCAGACCGUUUCCACCCUCAUCCGAAAGUUCUUCUUCAAAAAGAAACCUUGAUGUUCAAGCACCUUAGACCAGACUUCCGAGGCAUCGUCUUCUUUCAGUAAUGAAACUUCUGAAUCUCUAGCGGAGAUUGAUCACCUCUGCCUCCACUGGAACCUUAAGCUCGAAUAUGUGUAAUAAGGUUUAUCAAGCAUUGAACACACCUGCCAUUUUGAUUCUUCUAAUAUUCAAGCAAUAAAGUAGAGAGUGUUAUUUAAGUUUUCAUUAAUAAGUUAUAGUUCAUAUAUUUUUUUUGUGAAUCAAUGGUCUAGAUUUUCUUAAACAGGUGUGUUGUUUUACUUUGUAAGUAUUGUUGCAUGGUUUUGUUAAGUUGUGGUGUAGAGUUUUCUAUGAAAUUCUGUAUAUGAGCAUUCUCCGUUUCUCAUGUCAAGCACUUUUUUAUGACUUAUCAACAAAAGUCAACAAGUUUUCUUUAUUUUCAAAAGGUGCUGUUUAAUCUGCCAUUAAUUGGUAUUCGUGGUUAGAUGUUUUUUUAAUGCCAGAAAUAAAGCUAAUGUGAUAAUUUAUGCAUUUUGAAUGGCAAUAAUCAUAUAAAUAAUGAAAAUAAUGUUAUAAAGUGUUACUCUGGUUAUUUAUACACAACUAAAUGUUUUUAUUACACAUUAAAACUCAAAACAACCAUUCUUACAUUCGCUUUUUGUGUCUGAAAUAUAGACACUUCAUUUUUUUAAUCAGGUGUGUUCAUUGGUUGCAUUUUAUUUUAUUUUUCUGUUGGUCUCAUAAAGCUAGUGUUAGCAUAAAAUCUCACAAAUAUUCUUACCUUUUAGUUUUGGAAUAUUGAAAUAAAUGUUGAUGAAACUAUUUAUACACAUUUACUACUGCCUACAACAAAGGUCUUUCAUGAAAUGUGCAUUGUUAGCGUUAGUGUAAUUGUAAAUUUUUGUGCUCAUAGUAAAGUGCUAAUAUUGAACAAGAAUUUUCAAAAUAUUUUUAUUCUUAUAAUAAUUUUCAGUAUUUUUAGUAUAUUUUAAAAUCUAUGUGGUUGUUAAUAUUGGUGUUGUAGUGAAAUUUGUCUGAUAUGUUGUCAUAAUAAACAAUCUCCAGAGGUAGAAAAUGGGUCAUUAAGAAAAUGCCGAAAAGCCUAAAUAUUUAAAUUAAAUGGAAUAUGGGAGUAAAUGAACUUAAUGGGGGUUUAACAGUUUUAAAUCUUACUUCCUCCUUAGAAGAAAGGGUUUGUAGCAUGUCACUCGUUACAUAAAUUGAUGUUUUCAUUUGCGUAGUUAUUCAACUCAUUAUAUAUAUAUAUAUAUAUAUAUAUAUAUAUAUAUAUAUAUAUAUAUAUAUAUAUAUAUAUAUAUAUAUAGCUAGGCUUCAUAGAAGUUUCAGAUUUUGACUGUUUCAAAUUAGACAACUUUCCAAAUCCUACAACAGUUCAAAAUACCACAUAUAAUAAACAUGGUUAUUUAAGCUGUAUACAGCCAAUUUCUUCUAAGCAGAGUUAUUAAGGUUUAAACAUUCUAGACUACAUAAUGGAACAAAGCUAGGUUGUUCCAUCUGUUGUAAUUAGUGUGUACAUAGGAUUGUUUUGACAAACAUUGAUCUCUUUUUUGCUAGUGCAACUUCUGUGAUUUAAAUAAUUGAAAUGAUUUUGUUGUAAACCACUUGUUGAUAGAAAGAUUUAUAGGUUACAUUUUGUUCAUUUUCUUUUUAAUCAAAAGAGCCUUAGUUUAUCUCCAUCUACUUGGAAAAAUAAACAGGGUUUAUAUUGUUAAACUAAGUAUCGAAUCACAGAAGUAAAUAAUAUUACAAUGUUAAUGCUUUGAGAAACUCAAGAUUAUUUUGAAUAGACAUGAAAAACCUAUAUAGGAAAGGUAUGGGUAUAUAGUAAUAUCUUUGCAAUGAGAUUAUUUUAAAUAACAUUUGUAUUGAGAAUAAAAUUUUGCAAUCUGUGUGCAAUAAAAUUGUAGAUAGAAAAAACAAAACAAAUCUUAAGUGAAUUCCAUUUGUUGGAACCUUUUCGUAUGACUUAAAAAAUUCUCUACCAUCAGUCUACUGCUAAAACUAAUGUGUAACUAUGAAAAAUAUAAAUUGCUGAUCAAUUUUUGAACAAAUAAUGAUAUAUGAUAAACUAAUGCUCUACCAACAAUGUGAACAAAACCAUUUCUUGUAUUUGUGUUGUUUAUUUACUUAAAUUUGUUUUAAUUGUUGUCCAUAGAUAAGGUUAUAUUGUUUUUUAUAUGAUAAAUUUAUAAUGAAGUAGUGUAAUGAUAGUUUGGUGUAGCUUUAGCCAUGAUCCACAAGAAGAAUAAAUUAUGGUAAUGAAAUUUGAAUUAUAAUAUUUUGAAUCCUCUAUGGGUUGAGAUUAAUUUGUACGCAUAAGAUGAAGGCUAGAUUAAUGUAAUGGCAAAUAUUUUAAAAGCAACAGUUAUUUAACGGUUUGGUUAACAAAUGUUUAAUCAUUAAAAUUAUGUAAAUUUAAAAAUAAUAAAUAAUAGAAUAAUUAGUAAUGUUUAUCUAUGAAUAUUUGAGGUAUACAGUAAUUACAUGGCUAAAGCUAGCAAGCUGUAGUAGUUUAUUAUGUGUCAUAAGUUGUAAUCUUAUGAUAUUUUUACCGUUAUUGGUCUCAUACUUUAAGUAAAUGUAAAUGUAUUAUCCAAAUACAGAGUUGAUUAUAUUAUGCUGAUAGUAAAGCUUUUUGUAGAAAACUGCCUUAGUAUAGGCAGGAAAAUAGCGUAAGUAAUAUAGUAUAUACUUGGCUGAUAGCUUAGAGAGGGCGACAGAUCGAACUUUAUAGCUUAUGUAGCGUUGGUCAUGUGAAGAGAGUCGUGUAUGUAAAACGUUAAGAACCAUUCACACUUGUUUUAAUUUGAAAAAAAAAUACUUUGAAGUUUGUUCUCAAAAUAAAUCUUGUAUCAAAUUCAAUGAGAGUAGGCAUUUAUUUUGUGUUGUAUCGUGUUAUUACUGUUAAACUAUAAUUGUUGUUAUGAAUCUGUUAUUACAUUCGAUUGUAAAUUCCAAGUCACUCUAAUAUUUGUCAAUAAAAUUAUGCAUCUAAUUGCACAAAAUAUAUAAAUUUGUACAAACUAUUGAUAUUAAAGAAAUCAACUGUCCCAUUCAACAAUCCCUAUAGAGCCAAAUUAAGCCACAUUGCAACAUAAGCAACAUUAGAUUCAGGGUAGCAGCUACAAGCAGCAUUUUCAAGUUGCAGUUUUAUUUGAUGUAACAAAAGGUUAGCUAUAACAUGAAAACUGUCUAACCUUCUUCAAUGCAAAGCUCAAAAUUUAGAAGCAAUCUGUUACACAAAAAGAAUCACCAAUAACACUGAGAAUUUAUUUCACACAAUCUUCUCUCCUUGCGCACUAAACUAGGCAGUUAACUCUUAAAUGGCAUCUGCUGAAAUAGCAAAAAAUACAGCACAUUGUUUAAAUCUGCCUAUAUUGUUACUUCAGUUAAUUUUAUUUCCAAAUAAAUGUUAUUUAUGUAUAGAACAAACUUCCUGAACAUGUUUUAAAAUAUUAUUAUCUGAAGCAAUUUAUUCUUAUGUUAUUGAUUGCAGUAAAAACAGGAAAUUGUGAGCAAAGGAAUAAGAUUAUUUUUACUUAUCUAUUUUGUAACGUAAUAUUCCAUUACAAUGACAUUUUUAUUAGAAUGCAAUUCUGCCUCAUUUAUAUUUAGGAAUUAUUGAUGUUCAUAUUUCUUAAAGCAGUACACAAUUAAUUAUAUACAUCAAAUACUUUCAGAAAAGUGAAUUUUUGGUAAAGCAUGAAAUAAUACAUUAUUAUUAAUUAAUACAAAGUUUAUGGAAAUAAGUGUAUAUAUAUAUAAAUAUUGUGCCCGUAAAAGAUUCUGCUUCAACAAUAGUUAAACACAAUUUAAAUCCUUGCAAAUAAUUUUUAAAACUUAAUUUUUUUUAAUUACAAAAAAGAGAUAAAAUUAGAAUAAUAAUAUAAUAUUCUGUAUAUAAUAAUUUAUAUAUAAGCUUUCUGAAAAAAUGAUGUAUCACAAUUCACAUAUAGAUUACACUUUCAGUGCUAUAUAACUGUUUAAUGAAAUAUUUUAAAACAGCUGAAAUCAAGUUUUCUUGCAUAGGAGCUAACACUCCCAGUUUAAGGGUUAAAAAGUUGCCCUACAUAUAAAUUUAUCUUCAUAGUGUCCCAUAGCAUAUUAUUUUUGCCCAGAAAUAAUUCCCUCUCUAAGCUCUAGUUUUUACUAAGGUUAUCCUCAUCUAAACCCGCUCAAGCGUAAUUGUGUCUUUCAUUCGCAUUGCCAUUUUUUAUUGUCUACAACGCAUUUUUAUACCCUAUUGUACGUAUUACUGUCCUUCGCAUUUAUUUUCUGAUUUGCUCAAAGUUUGUGUCAGACUGAUUAGAAGAUCUUGAUCACUGAAUGCGAUCUCAAUUCUGUAGGAAGUCAUCACUAAGCUUUUUCCUUUUGGUUCUAGCUGUUAGAUUCCUUAAAGUAGUUGAUAAUUUCAUCAAUUUGCUAAAUCAAUAACUUCAGUCUUAGGUUGAUUUAUACCUUUUCAGUUUGCACGAAACACAUGAAAAAUAUUUAUUCACAAUUUAUCAUAGUUGGAGAAAAAAUUAAAAUUAUUUCUUAACUGACAAAUUUGAUUCAAAUUUCUACUUAUGAAAAGGCAUUCAGUGAUCGACUUAACUUUUUAUAGUUUUAUGAAAUUGAUCUCUUAAUUAACUCUAACCUUAACAUUGUUAUUUUGUACGUUCAUGUUCGAGCAAUACUCAGAAGUUGUAUUUUCAGCUAUUUACAUACUCUUACUAUGUUAUACAGGCAAUGAGUUUCAUCAUUCCAAUUUACGUUACUUAUGAUAUUUUACCAUGAACAUGAGCAUAAUUUAGUCAAUUUAUAAGACUCAGUUAAUCUGAUGGAGGAUUAUAUUGUAUUAUUAUUUUUGUUGUUAGUACAGAUUUCAAGCAUUUCGUGUUAUUUGCAUGUUAAUUUUUGUUGUAUUCAUUAUGAAUUUGUAAUUAAGAUUGCAGAUUAUACAUGUUUUUAUGA